ACGUCACACACGUCAUUCGUUUCAUUUUCGUGCAGGAGGAUGAUCGUGGUGGUCUCGUUGGAGUAGCGCUGUAAAAUAGUGUUGUGAGUGAAUUGUGUUUAAGUGUUUCACCUCAGCUGAACUGAAAGUACCACCAUGUUUAGCUGGUUAAAGAAGGAGGGUGAAAAAACGGAGAGCAUCGACACUGUCGUCGAGGGGCUCAAAAAAAUCUACAAACAGAAGUUGCUGCCACUCGAGCAGCAUUACCAGUUCCAUGACUUUCACUCGCCACAGCUGGAGGAGCCGGACUUCGAUGCCAAACCCAUGAUACUGCUCGUGGGACAAUACUCGACCGGCAAGACGACAUUCAUCAAGUACCUGCUGGAGCGAGAGUUCCCUGGCAUUCGCAUCGGGCCCGAGCCCACCACGGACCGCUUCAUCGCCGUCAUGUUCGACGAGAAAGAGGGCGUGAUCCCCGGCAACGCGCUCGUCGUCGACCCCAAGAAACAGUUCCGACCACUCAGCAAGUUCGGAAACGCCUUCCUUAACCGCUUCCAGUGCUCGACGGUAGCGUCACCGGUAUUGCGCGGCAUCUCCAUUGUGGAUACUCCUGGUAUCCUGUCAGGCGAGAAACAGCGUGUGGACCGAGGAUACGACUUCACUGGCGUGUUGGAGUGGUUUGCGGAACGUGUAGAUCGCAUCAUCCUCUUGUUCGACGCGCAUAAGCUGGAUAUCUCUGACGAGUUCCGGCGCAGCAUAGAAGCGCUGCGCGGCCACGACGAUAAGAUUCGCAUUGUGUUGAACAAAGCAGACAUGAUUGAUCACCAGCAACUAAUGCGCGUAUAUGGCGCGCUCAUGUGGUCGCUCGGCAAGGUGCUACAGACGCCAGAGGUGGCGCGAGUCUACAUAGGCUCCUUCUGGGACCAGCCUCUGCGCUAUGAUGUUAACCGCCGCCUCUUUGAGGACGAGGAACAGGACCUCUUCAGAGACAUGCAAUCCCUCCCCCGAAAUGCUGCAUUACGAAAACUUAAUGAUUUAAUCAAAAGGGCGCGCCUCGCGAAAGUUCACGCAUACAUAGUCAGUGAGCUAAGAAAAGAAAUGCCCUCAAUGUUUGGUAAAGAUGGCAAAAAGAAGGAACUCAUUAAAAAUUUGGGACAAGUGUAUGACAGGAUCCAGCGUGAACAACAGAUUUCUCCCGGGGACUUUCCAGAUAUUAAGAAGAUGCAGGAAACUCUAGCCAAUCACGACUUCACAAAGUUCCACCCCCUCAAGCCCAAGCUACUUGAAGUUGUUGAUCACAUGCUGGCCAAUGACAUCGCCCGCCUUAUGGAUAUGAUUCCACAAGAAGACACCAAUGUUGUCUCCGAGCCAUUCAUCAAAGGCGGCGCGUUUGAGGGCGUAGAAGACCAGGUGUCACCGUUCGGCUACGGGCGCGGCGAGGGUGUCGACGCGGGCCACGGCGACCCCGAAUGGAUAUGCAGCCGCGAGAAACCACGCUACGAUGAAAUGUUCCGAGGACUCAAUCCCAUUGACGGCAAGGUCACAGGCGCUGCGGCCAAGACGGAGAUGGUGAAGUCGAAGCUGCCCAACUCGGUGCUGGGCAAGAUAUGGAAGCUGGCCGACAUCGACAAGGACGGGUUCCUCGACGACGAGGAGUUCGCCCUCGCCAUGCACCUCAUCCAGGUGAAGAUCGACGGGCACGACCUGCCCGCGGACCUGCCGCCGCAUCUAGUGCCGCCCUCCAAGCGGAACUGAGACGUCAAGGGAUUGGUAAAGUUACGCUCCAUCGACAGCGACGAAGGCGAAUAUAUCUACCCAUUUAUCC
Messenger RNA from Cydia amplana, 1804 nucleotides. RefSeq names its product EH domain-containing protein 1 (gene Past1). The transcript is spliced from 3 exons. The record is from RefSeq and is a predicted model, not a curated record. Gene Ontology annotation, molecular function: calcium ion binding; protein binding; GTP binding. NCBI's taxonomy places the organism in Eukaryota, Metazoa, Arthropoda, Insecta, Lepidoptera, Tortricidae. Gene Ontology annotation, cellular component: plasma membrane; cytoplasm. Bases 136 to 1734 code for a protein of 532 amino acids. Gene Ontology annotation, biological process: endocytosis; endosomal transport.